AUGAGAGUUGAGGAAUGGAACAUUUGCAGUGAGUUUGAUGAUAUUCUUGAUGAUGUGAGAGGAGAAAAGGUUGCCAGCGAUAAGAUAUGGGUAUCCAGGAGCAGUGGUGAGCCAUUAUACGAUUUGGAAUUUGAUGUACGGUUAGAUUCCAGGGGUAAUGUUGGGUUUCAUAAUGCGAAUACUUCUGAUAAAAUUUCCUUUCAAAGGGUAAGGCCACAUUUAUAUGAAUUGACAGGACCUGAUGCGACAGCAGGACAUUUAGCUUCGUUUCAAAGUCCGAAAAAACGGUUCCAACUGCCUUCUGAUAUUGGAGCUGUUGAUUUAACAAGUAUAGAUAUCACGAACGUGUUUGACCCCGAGAUACGUUUGGUUUGUGGUGAUACGAAUGGUGGCAUAUAUGUGCUACGGAAGAACACCGGUACCAAUUAUAGCGGUCCAUUACAAGAAGUGAUAAAGUUACCGGAAGCGCACGCUAGUCACAUCACCAAGACCCAAUUUUUCCCUAACGGCCAUGGAUUCUUAAGCAGUAGUAUCGAUAUGCGCUUGAAGAUUUGGGAUGCUUCAACCGGUACUGAGCUCAGAACUUUCAUAGGUCAUACUCGGUCAGUCAACGAUUUUGCCAUGGUCGAUAGAGGUAGAAACUUCGUCUCUGCAAGUUCGGAUGGAUCAUUAAAACUAUGGGAAUGCUCAACUUCAGCAUGUGUCUUUACGCUCAAUUCAAACGAUGGCAUAAAUUGUAUUUCAUUGGCCAAUUACCAGGGAAAUCCAGCGACCACAUCGUACAAUGCAUUGGACCAUAGCAACGAAUACAAUACUGAGGGGAAAGCUGUAUUUGCUGGACACGACUCUGGUAUCAUCACGUUUCAUGAUAUCUAUAACAGAAAGAAGAUAUUGGAUAUUUUACCGGCAAGUAAAUCUGCAUGUGUCACUCUAACGAGCCAGCACAUUGCAGGUGAUGACCAUUACCUAUUUGCUGGCUAUUCGGAUGGUACGAUAGUAUCAUGGGAUACUCGUAACGUUUCCAAACCGGUGGAGACGCUCCAGGUAAAUGAUAAUGAUUCUAUCUCAAGAUUAUUCUUGGCACAUAACACGUUGAACGUUUCUAGUGGGGUCCAAUUUGCUUUCAAUGUACCUGUUUUGGACGGGAAAUUCAAUUUCAAUAAGCUUACACAUCUAAUUCGUCCUUAUGAUGAAGUGACUGAUUUCUGUGUUGAUGAAUCACAUCAAAAUGUUUGGUGCGUCGGAAAAAAUGGUAUGCUAUUGAAAUACUGA
Kluyveromyces lactis is the source of this 1272-nucleotide messenger RNA. It is a transcript of the gene RPN14, whose product is annotated as Rpn14p. The transcript has a single exon. NCBI's taxonomy places the organism in Eukaryota, Fungi, Ascomycota, Saccharomycetes, Saccharomycetales, Saccharomycetaceae. The coding region runs from base 1 to 1272 and encodes 423 amino acids. Gene Ontology annotation, molecular function: protein binding. The record is from RefSeq and is a predicted model, not a curated record.